Pseudogymnoascus verrucosus is the source of this 2358-nucleotide messenger RNA. RefSeq lists its product as uncharacterized. Bases 845 to 2143 code for a protein of 432 amino acids. Lineage: Eukaryota; Fungi; Ascomycota; Leotiomycetes; Thelebolales; Thelebolaceae. The transcript has a single exon. The record is from RefSeq and is a predicted model, not a curated record. Gene Ontology annotation, cellular component: endoplasmic reticulum. Gene Ontology annotation, biological process: ergosterol biosynthetic process. Gene Ontology annotation, molecular function: sterol 24-C-methyltransferase activity.
GUGAUACACAAGCUUGCGUAUUCUCCAGAUUAUAGUCUUAAUCGUGCCAAUAGGCAUAGCGUAGAAUCGCAGCCCAUUGCCGCCAGAAGGGUGAGGCGAGGGAUGACCAGGGUGGGCUGGGUGAGCUAGGGGAUAAUUGCCACAGCAGCGUCACGUGGACUAGGCAAUUAUGUGCGUUGUAGUGGUAAGACAGAGGGUCUUCACUCCAUUCACUCCGAGCCUGCCCGGAAGAGUAUAUAAUAGGAACGCGGACCUCCGGAGGAGGAUCAGCGUUCAGUCUUCGUAAUACAAGAGGAUUCUAUGUAAUAGCCAAUAGCCCAUAAACGUGACUUCCAAACUACACUGUUCACCCGAGGAUCCUUACAUACUACGGACGCACUUGUUAAGUGGAUAUUGUGUGGGGACGACUUUUUGACUACGAACCGGCUGAGGCCCGACUUGAUCGGAUGAGUUGGAAUGUCAGUCGAGGAUUUUCUCUUAGUAUUUACUUUUCGCGAUAUAUGACUUGGUCCCCAAUGCGAGCCAGCUGGGCCGCUUGAACCGAGUAUGAAUAAAUCAACCAAUCAUACGCCCCCGAACUUCGUUCCGCGACAGCCGCCUCCGAAGCAUCCGGUGUAAGAACAACUUUAAAAUUUAGAACUUCAAAUUCUCCGUUUCAAUCCAAACAUCAUGGGAUCAUUAGCAUGCCACGCUGAAUCUAGCGUCCGGACGUUGAGUUUACUGCGCCGGGUUUGCCACAGCCCAUAAGCACUUAAAGGGAAGAUGGCGCACCAUGAUGUGAAUAUCUCUAUAGAGAACACUAAUAUAAUAUACAUUUGAACAUCUAAUACGGCAAGGUUACCUCAUGACUUACUGCUUACCUCGUGAAUUCCCAAGAAUGACGGACAUUCACGCUCACACUCACACCGACACUCACACACACCCUCACAGACUCAGCCAUCCCGGCCAAGCUGCAUCCCAAACCAGCUCCUCUUACAGCCUCAGCGAUCUCGAAAAUGGAAAUCUCGAAAAAGGAAACCUCGGCAUGGCGGCCCUACAGUCUCCCGCGCCGCGAAUGAAGGCGAAGGCGAAGUUUCUUAGAAAGGAUGGGCGAGCAAAAGCAGACAAGCAUCGGUCGGCAUCGACCAGCCGCCUACGAACCAUAUGCACAUCUUUUCGAUACCUCUACAACCUCACCCCCGAGCAGGUCUCCAACUACUUAGCGUCAUACGUUAUAUACAGUCUCGACUGGGCAGAUGAGGGGCAGAUGAUACAGGCGCUUGGUCCCGAUUACGUUGAAAAAGUCGGCAGCUGCCUGCGUUCCUACUAUGGCGUCCUCAACCACCUAUGCGCCCUUGGCAAUGUGGAGAAGAUGUACAUCCCACCUCUUAUCGACAUCCAUGUGUCGGUACUUGACAAUCAGCUCUUAUACGAGGAGUCGGUGGCGCGGGAUAUCAACCUCAAGCCUGGAGACAAGGCCUUGGAUAUAGGCUGCGGCCGUGGCAGAGUUGCGGCUCACAUGGCCACCUUUUCUGGCGCAAAACUAACAGGCGUCAACAUCGAUCCGAAUCAGAUCGCCCAGGCCAGAACAUACAACGAGGAGCGUCGGCUGGAGAACACAUUUGUAGAAGCAGACUUUAACAAUCUGCCUCUCCCUUUCGCAGACGAUACCUUCGAUGCAUGCUACGAGAUCCAGGCUCUUAGCUUAUGCAAAGACCUCCCCGCUCUCUUUAGCGAACUGCACCGAGUCCUCAAGCCCGGCGCCAAAUUCUCCAUCCUGGACUGGGUAUCGCUUCCAGACUACGACCCAACCAAUCCUCAUCACGAGGAACUGAUGCGCCGAGUAAAACCACUCAUUGGUGCGGUUGGGACACCGACACCAGAAACACUAGCCACAGCCCUGAUGGAGGUGGGAUUCGCAGUGCGGAAGUCGGAUAAUGCGAGCGUCGGUGGGCUGCAGGCGCCACUGAUUGCCAAGGAGGAUGGAUACUUUCGCACCGCGAGGGCGUUGAUUAAGGGAUUGGUUGGCGUUAAGGUGCUGCCGGCGCAUUUGAGAACGUUAAUGGAUAGGUUGUGUUUGGACGGUGAGGCGUUCGUAGAGAUGGAUACGCAGAGGUUGGUUAGUACGAGCUAUCGGAUCAUUGCGGAAAAGAAAGGGCAGUGAAAGAGCACGAAUAUGUGCAUAGCCUUUAGAACUAGGUUUGCCAUUGAGUUCGGGGUUAGUGUGCGCUGAUUCUAAUAUUCUGCUAGGGCAAGGCGGCUCUAUGAUGACUUAUAAAUCACUUUCUUUUGUUUUAAAGCGAGCCGGUUGUUGUAAUAGACUUAGUUAGGAGCCUCCAUAAUAUACUUACAUUGCCUCAGAAUUAGCUAACAACGUGG